This is a messenger RNA of Sesamum indicum (sesame), 615 nucleotides long. The record is from RefSeq and is a predicted model, not a curated record. Lineage: Eukaryota; Viridiplantae; Streptophyta; Magnoliopsida; Lamiales; Pedaliaceae.
AUGGAAGAAAGGAACUCUGACAUAAAGAACCAAGGAAAUGAUAAUCUUGUAAUUGCUCUUGUGUCAACACCAUUGGAUGGCAAUAACUAUCUUUCGUGGGCAAGAUCGAUCGAAAUUGCCCUUGGAGCGAGGCAGAAACUAGGAUACAUAGAUGGAACAUGUGAAAAACCAACUGAAGGCAAGGAGGCCAUGGAACAAUGGAGGAAAAAUGACUACAUGGUUGUAUCAUGGAUCCUCAAUUCUAUUUCAAAAGGAAUUGCAGAGGCAUUCUUAUAUGGAAGAUCAGCCAGGGACUUGUGGGUAGAACAUGUAAUGCGGUUCGGUGAAAGUCAUGGACCUUUGCUGUAUCAGAUACAAAGAGAUAUCAGCUCCAUGUCACAAAGAAACAUGAGUAUGGCAGAGUACUUCACUAAACUCAAAAGAUUGUGGGAUGAACUGGUGUCCCUUGAUCCAUUGCCCGUUUGCUCUUGUGGAGCAAGCAAGAAAAUUUCAGACAGAACGGAAGCCUACCAAUUAAUUCAGUUUCUGAUGGGACUUGGCGACCCAUAUGACCACGUGAGAAACCAGAUUUUGCUCAUAGACCCUUUGCCACUGCUGCAAAGGCGUACUCUAUAG